AUGGACAAAGCUAUAUCAGUGAAGUUGGUGCCAAGUAGGAGAAAUGGGACUGAGGAUGAAAAUUUUAAAUUCAGAAGAUAUCUAUUCCAGUGGGAGGAGGAGGAAUUGGGGAGGUUGUAUGAGAUGUUACUCAAUGCUCCUGUCCUUAGGGAAGAAAUGAGUGAUAGAUUGAGAUGGGGCACAAAGACAUCAGGGCUAUUCUCUAUUGCCUCAACAUACAAGUGGUGUAAGUGGAGUUUUGUAGAUAAUAGUAGAAUAGUAGAUUUCAUUUGGAAGAAUGUUUCUCCACCUAAGGUUCAAUUCUUCAGUUGGUUAGCCUGGAAAGAAAGGAUUAAGACAUCUAGCUAUUCACAAAGAAUUAGAGUUCUCAGUGAUGAUAUAGAUAUUAAUUGUAUUUUUUGUAAAGAGGUGGUGGAGAGUGUCAACCAUGUGUUACUUUUUUGCCCCUUUACUUGGAAGAUUUGGUCUAGAAUUUUAAACUGGUGGGGUAUACAAUGGGUAAUAUCUGGGUCUGUGAAUAGCCUUUUAAAUUGGUGCACUGGUAUUAAGCUUAAAAAACAGAAGAAUAUGAUCUGGAGAGCACUCCCCCUAGCUGUGCUUUGGUCAAUUUGGAAGCAGAAAAAUGAUAGCAUCUUCAACAAUGUACAGGUAGAUCUUGAUGGUCUGUGUGAAUCCAUUAAGGUUAGGAUUGUAUUGUGGGUUAAAACUUCUUGUCCAUCCUUCAAGUCCUUAGUGGAUGACUCAGUUCAUAAUCUUCAACAAGUGAAAUUUUGCAUAAGGGGUGAGACUUGA
Molecule: messenger RNA, 792 nt
Organism: Camellia sinensis
Lineage: Eukaryota; Viridiplantae; Streptophyta; Magnoliopsida; Ericales; Theaceae
Source: RefSeq, a predicted model, not a curated record